AGGGCGUGAAAUCGCAGCGAGUGCGAAACCGUGGUGCUACAUGGCGACCUUAUUUUCACGCGUGGGCCUGUGCUCGCUCGUAUGUUCGGUGGUCGGGAUGAUCGUCCUGAUUGUCUACCGAGCGGCGCUGAAAAAUGAUACGGCGACAACGGACAAUUGGACCGGUGGUCAAGAGCGCUGGACGGACAUGGGUUUAAUGGUUAUCGGCACAGUAUUCGGUCUGCCUGCAGUUUCAGUAACACACGCCCUGGCAUAUGCAACCGGAUACGAAGACACGAUAGGAGAUUGCCUGCGUGUCUUCGUCAUGGGCGCGAUGCAGCUGUGCUCCAGCGCCAUGCUCUUGACCGUCAGUGACCGGGGAGCCGCGGACCAGGGUCGGGCAGCCGGGAUCAGCAUGGGCGUGUUGCUCCUGCUCGUCUCCUUGUGCCAGGGCUACCACAGCUAUGUCAUCUACAGAACACUUAAUCCGGGUUCGAGCGGGCGGGGUCCGUAUGGAGCCAGCUACGCCAUGGAGCCACCUCGCCAAGGCAGAAAUCGAGCAGCCGAAGAACGCAAAGACCGUCGAACCGCGUCACCCCUGGUCUCGGAUCCGAUUCCCGUCGGAGCUGCUGCUGCGUCUUGAUCUUCGACUGUGAAGUCGACUCAGGAAAUGUUUUGAGUGCGGAGCAGUUUUUGAAAGUGAACGAAUGUGCCGUGAUCUUUUUUUUUUUUUUUUUUGAACAAGUCUCGCGAACUGUGACCGUUGAAUGAACAGUUACAAAAUUUCUUUGCGAAGGCGGAGCGGCAGGUUUCAAAAUAUCGGCAAUCUUUGCAUUCACGUAUUUUUCUGAAGAAAAAAGAAACGCUUAAUAUCAUUCGCUUUCCGAAUGCGUUAAUCAUGUGCAGUGCUUCAUUAUGCCUAACGCAGACAAUAAAUGAAACCUUCUUUUUUAGAUUCACUCAGACAGACUAAAAAUACCAAGCACGCGAGAAAAACUUGAUUCAAGAUCUGGUUCGAAUACUUUGCCAGUGCUGUAACUUGAAAUUCAUUUCUUCAAUUACGCACCAGGAUUCUUAAAUGAUAAUUAUUUUUUAAACCAUCACGAUCAAUAUUAAGGCUUGAAGCAACCCUCUAUUUGUUUAAAAUGUUCUCAAAGUGAGAACGUCAACAGAAAGUGCAUAAAAAGUGCGCUAUAAAUAUAAUGCUCAAAGAACUGUAUUUGCUUUGCCCACCCUCAAACUUAUGCCAUCACUAAGGAACGAAAAAUCAGUGAUCAUCCUGUUUAUCUCCGUAUUACCAAAAUAAAUCACACAUUUUGCUUUCUUGCCUUAUUAAAAAAUAAUCUUGACAAUUCGAGUGAAUGCUUCACCUUCACUCACCGGCUUAUAUGCAUGAACCGAUUUAUCAUGUUAGCAUUCAGAAAAACAAUACGAAGUUUGGUAGAGUGGAACCGUAUCUUGUUCCCCUUCACAUUUUCACAGACGAAGCCGAGCAUUUUAUAUUUGAGGUCGCUUGUUUUAUGCGUGAAAUUACUAGCGUGUUUCUAAUGCGAAGCGCAGUUUUUAUGCACGCCGUUUUUCUGCAAACAUCCCCAUAAAAUAUUGUUUGACUAUUGAGAGGGUCAUUCCAUAAGUGGAUCGAGACCCACAGUACAGUAUUUAAAUGCUCGUAUUUGGUUAUUUGUUUGUACAAUAGUUGGACGGCCGCCUGUAUAAAAAAAAUGCUUGCUUGGCAUUUGAGGCUAACUUCUUUGCAGUGAUGAGUUAUACUUCCUACAUUGUCUUUAUUUCAUUUGUACUCAGGGAAAGCCCAAAUUUGAACCGUGCAUGGGUCAGGAAAACGUAAAUCAUUGUGUCGAAAUCACGUCCAUCGCAUUCCAUCCGACUGUAAGACUGAAAGUAUGGGAGCCCGAAAUCGAAUAAAAAAUACGUGAACGAAA
This is a messenger RNA of Notodromas monacha, 1919 nucleotides long. The record is from the annotation of a GenBank genome assembly. NCBI's taxonomy places the organism in Eukaryota, Metazoa, Arthropoda, Ostracoda, Podocopida, Cyprididae.